UGUGUGUUUAUACUGUUGUUUGAGCAUAUCAUGUCUUGGUGAUGAUCGUGAACUCGAAUGCUUGAAAAGAGAGUAAAACGACACUAACUUAUACCUUAACAGUGGCUGCAUUGUGAUGACCAUUUUGCAGACACAAUUAUCAACAUAAUUGAAGUGGCGGGAAGAUGAAGAGGAAUAUAUACACACAUAUAUAUAUAUAUUUAUGUAGAGAGAAAGGAGAGAGAGACGAAAGACAUUGAAAAGUUACCUUACCGCACGAGCCAACACACCGCCACGAAUUGAGGGGUGAAUUUCAGCCUCGCCUGCUUGCCCAAUUGAUUUAGCUUCAUGUCUCAAAACCCCAGCUCAUCCCAGUUCCAGUAUUGGUUGGUUGAUUCGAGCCAGCGAGGACAAUACUGAUACAGUUCUUAGGUAUAUUUAUUUGAGAUACUGGCCUCACUCUUCAAUUUCAUACUUUGAAUUUCUUUAAGAUGUCCUCACAAAUAGAAAUCAUUUCUGCCUUUGUGGAAGGAGCCCCACCAGGAGAGGUAUGUUCUCCCCUUUGGUACGAACCCGACUUUAUUAACUAACAUUCCUGGAAAGCUUGCAGAUGUCAUUGCCGGUACGGAACUCUCGAAUGCUUUUCUUCUUUGCAAAAGAUUCAACAUAAUACUAAAUACGGGAAUUCCUAGAUAUCAAGGCUUUAACCAUCGACACACCACAUCUGGUCUCGGAACUCGGUCCUGCGUUCGAGAGAUAUAAUGAGGAACAGUUUACUACAGUCAAACUCCCUGGUAGCAGUCAAAAUGUUGGUUACAAUGGCAGAUUAGCACCAUAUGAAGGAUCGCUGACGGGUUUACGAAGGUUAUAAUCAGUUCACAUAACUCUUUGGGAGACGGAAGAUAUUAUGAUGUCGAGAGUUCCUCCAGUUUUGCUUUCGACCAUACCAACCAGGUAUAUAUUCUGUUUAUUCCAUCUGCUGGAUUCGGACUGACAAUUGGCUAUAGAAAGCGAGUGCUGUGCAAAGCCAUAUCUUAGAAGGCAGUCAAGCAGACCUUGUGUAAGUGCUCUGAAGGUAGUAUGAUUUAUGUUCUAACACAAAAUAGCAAGUCAAUCCUAAAGAGCUUGGGUCCGCAUGUAGCAGAACAUUUUCCAAAUGCAUCGUAUGGCGCUUUUCCUAUCGAAAAUGAUUCGAAAGUUGCGAUACUUGUUGUUGCCAACAAAUACAGUCCAAACAACUUCUGGUACACAUAUCUGCAUCACACUCAUGAAUAUGUUUGAUAUCUAACAUCAAGAAGGAACGGCCGCUGGCGAUCGUUGUAUAUCUAUGAUACUUUAUCCUCCUCUCUCACUGGCAGCAUCAAAGUCGAUGUUCACUACUACGAAGAUGGCAAUGUUCGACUUCUAACUACUAAGCCCAUCUCAGCAACCUCAUUGUCAUCAGCCAGCAGUAUCGUUCGAGAAAUCGCCGCCGCGGAAAAGAAUUACCAGGAAGAGAUCAAUAAAGGAUUCAAUAAUUUGAGUGAGGGUGCAUUCAAGGGGUUACGAAGACAAUUGCCCAUUACAAGACAGAAGAUUGAAUGGGACAAGAUUGCGGGGUAUAGAUUGGGACAGGAUAUUGGUGGUGGAAGUUCGAGACGAUAGAUAUGAUUAGGAGGGAGAUAAAGAAGCCAGGUUGCGGUCAACUGAAUAUGGUCUGAUUGUUGAGAAGAGCAUGAGAUGAAAAUUUUAAAUGGAAAUUUCCUGGUUGGGACAUGAGGCUGUAGAAAAGGAUUUGUGUUGGUCUCAGUACAUUACGGAUUCACGACCUAGCGGACUCCACCAUCCAUAAGGAUACCACCUAAACAGCUGUGAGGAUCAGACAAAUCAAUACAUAUAUCUAAAACUGUAUUCAAAGUUUAACACUGCACUCGAAGUUGCGUGGAUUUUAUGGCUUAAAUUUUAUUUCCGAAUUUCCGAAAUCCCUAAAAUAAUCAAAGUGUUGCCAAGGGUUCAUCUUUAUCAAAAUAUAUAUUGUACCCAGUUAGAAGUACGCGGUAUUUCGGUAUAUUUCCAAAAUCCAGUAUGCUUAUGACAAAAUUAACCCAAAGAGGA
Molecule: messenger RNA, 2073 nt
Organism: Sclerotinia trifoliorum
Lineage: Eukaryota; Fungi; Ascomycota; Leotiomycetes; Helotiales; Sclerotiniaceae
Source: the annotation of a GenBank genome assembly